Solea solea (common sole) is the source of this 1698-nucleotide messenger RNA. RefSeq names its product acyl-CoA thioesterase 7 (gene acot7). Gene Ontology annotation, cellular component: nucleoplasm; extracellular exosome; cytosol. The coding region runs from base 264 to 1283 and encodes 339 amino acids. The transcript is spliced from 10 exons. Gene Ontology annotation, biological process: acyl-CoA metabolic process; palmitic acid biosynthetic process. NCBI's taxonomy places the organism in Eukaryota, Metazoa, Chordata, Actinopteri, Pleuronectiformes, Soleidae. The record is from RefSeq and is a predicted model, not a curated record. Gene Ontology annotation, molecular function: long-chain fatty acyl-CoA binding.
GAUGAACUGACGGAGGCAGAUGAUCUGCUGUGGCCACCUCCUAAAGUGAGAGGCUGAGAGAAGAAGAAGAAGACGCUGGCUAAAGAGGUAUUGCAGGGAAAUGACAGAUAAGUAUUUCCUGUCCGGAUGAGUCAUAACAGGCCGGCCGGCGUCUGAUAUCCGCUUUUACAGCAGCACACAGGAACCUCGCUGCAACACAAGAGAGCAAGAGAGAGCUAAACGUCAGCCUCUUCAUCAUUGUCCUCCUCACCAUCGUCGUCAUCAUGUCGGUACCGCAGAAGCGCGAGGCAACAUCCUCCGUCCAGUUAUGCAGGAUCAUGCGUCCAGACGAUGCCAACAUCGUGGGCAACGUCCAUGGCGGACACAUCCUCAAGAUGAUCGAGGAAGCUGGUUGCAUCAUCAGCACAAGGCACUGCAACACACAGAAUGGGGACCGCUCUUUGGCUCUUCUGGUCCGGGUGGAGAAGACAGAGUUCCUGUCUCCUGUGUUCAUCGGUGAGGUUGCCCACGUGACGGCUGAGAUCACGUACACCUCCAAGCACUCAAUGGAGGUGCAGGUCAAAGUCAUGGCUGAGAACAUCCUCACAGGUGCCAAAAAGCUGGCCAACAAGGCAGCGCUGUGGUACGUCCCCUGCUCGCUGCAAAAUGUCGACAAGAUUACGGAGGUGCCUCCCAUCAAGUAUGCCAGUGCAGAGGAAGAAGAGGAGGGCAGGAAACGCUACGAGGGUCAGAAGAUGGAGAGACUGGAGACCAAACUGAGGAUUGAAGCCGUGGCGUCCCCUUCACCCAACCCAGAAAAGCACACCGUUGGUUUCAGCCAGUCCAGCCUGAUCCAUCUUGUGGGGCCGUCUGACUGCACCAUACAUGACUACGUUAAUGGAGGUGUGACCAUGAAGCUGAUGGACGAGGUCGCCGGCAUAGUGGCAUUUCGACACUGCGAGACAAACAUUGUCACCGCCUCUGUGGAUGCCAUCAACUUCCAUCAGAAGAUCAAGAAAGGCGCUGUGGUGACCGUGACGGGCCGCCUCACCUUUGUCAGUGGCAGGUCAAUGGAAAUCGAAGUGUUGGUAGAUGUUUCCCCACUGAUCGCGGCAGAAAAAGGGAAAUAUCAUGCCGUCUCUGCCUUCUUCACCUUCAUCUCCCUGGAUAAGGACAAUAAGCCGCUCCCUGUUCCUCCUCUUAAGAUUGAAGGAGAGGAGGAGCAGAGACGUUUUGAAGAGGGCAAAGCACGUUACCUCCAGAAUAAAGCGAAGAGACUUGCCGAACAGCAGCGCCAGCAGUGACGCCGCUGCGUCAACAAAACAUCACGACGCCUGCGACGACCGACCCCACACACGUACAAUAUGAAGGAGUUGGCAUCCCUCUCUCCUCCUCUGUAACCGUAUCUUCGUGUUAAUGUUAAACCUGUGAUUGUCCUUAUUUGUGCUGUGCACCACAGUGUCCACAAAUAUCUCUAUGUGUAUAUAAAAGUCAGAGUACAUAUUUAAAUUUGAUGGGAUUUUUAUUAUCGUAUGAAGACCGUUCAUGCUCACUGUCAUUGCAAAGUGACAGCCCGUGUGUACAGUUGGAGUCAUGGAACUAUUUUGUUGUACGAAGGUUUUUAAGUAUGAAGACUUGAUGCAGAGUGAUAGUCUGAGCGCAAGGAAAAAAAUCAUAAUUAAGUGAGUAAAUAAUGAUAAAUAAAAGAUCCAAGCGUGA